GAGUAGAGAGUGUCUGUGACAGGGAGGGAGAGUGAAGGAGAGAGUGAGAGAGAGAGAGAGAGAGAGAGAGAAAGAGAUUUAUCACAGUAGCUGAAACUUGCUGUGUGUAGUUUACAAGAACUUGGACCAGGAGGGAGUCACACGCACCAACCCUCCCCAAAAGCCUUCAACUGGUGGAAACUCUGACAGGAGUAGAAGGCCCAUAAACGAGUGAGUGCUGCUCUGCGCCAGGCUUCUGCACCUCCACUCCACACCAGUCUCUUCCCUUUCAGCCACUCCUGCUGAUCUCCUCGCGCACAGACCUUACGGCAACUUGAACCAGGAUGGGUGAAGACUCCACCCGCGCCGAGGAGCGCAGCUCCGCCAACCUGCCCUUCUUCGCCGCCAGCUCACCGGCGGCGCGUCCGGACGGCCAGGAGCCGCCGCUGCUUGUCCCCAGCUUCAGCCCCAACUCGGCGCCCGCGUCCCCAGUCAGCACGCUCUCGCGCCUGGGUCUAAGGGGGCUGCCGAGCCCAGGGAGCCCGACGUCGCCGACCGGCGGCCAGGUGAGCGCCAUCACGGUGGUGGCGCUGCUGGACAAGCUGGUGGCCAUGAUGGAGUCGGUGCAGGAGAACCAGCGGCGGGCGGAGAAGCGGCAAGUCGAGCUGGAGGCGGUGGUGCGCGGCGUGCAGGGCGAUGUGACACGGCUGGCCAAGAGCCACAGCGGCACGGCCAACAGCGUCAGCAAGCUCCUGGAGCGCUCGCGUAAGACGGGCGGCAACGUCAAGGAGGUGCGCGAGAGGCUGGACCGCCAGAGCAUCCAGGUGAAGAGGCUGGAGGCCAACCACGCCCACCUGCUCAAGAGAAACCACUUCAAAGUAAUCAUCUUCCAGGAGGACAAUGAGAUCCCCUCCACGCUCCUCAUGAAGGACCCAGCAUCCACCUCCGCUUCUCUCCACGAGGUCGGGGAGGCACACCUUUCCUCCCCGACCGACUGCAACGGCUCUCACGAGGAGGGCCUGCAGACCAUCAGCCUCACUUCUGACGAGGACGAGGCGGAGGCGGUGGUGGCCGGAACCAGCCUUUCCAGCCCCCGCAGCGAGGUCAGGGGCGAGCUGCCCCUGGACGAGGAGGAGGACGACGGCCUGCCGUCCCUCGGCUCUGAGCGUCAGGAGCGCUCGCGGGCCGAGAAGCUGAAGCGCUCCAGCCUGAAGAAGGUGGACAGCCUGAAGAAGGCCUUCUCGCGCCACAGCAUCGAGAAGAAGAUGAACAAGAUCGUGCCACCCGAGCGUCGCGAGAAGAUCAGGAAGAGCUUCACACCCAACCACCCCAAGAGCCCCACCGCCAAGAGCUCCUCGUUCCAUGUCACGCCUAUGACCUUCAAUGUCAAGAAGGUGCGCGAAGGGGCCCACGUGGAUGUGCCGUCGCUGGGGGGACCAGACGGGGAGCUGCCCCUGGCGGAGGUGCACCACCUCGACGAGAAGGAGCCGCCCCUCCUGAGCGCCUCCACCACUGGCAGUGUGGAGGGUGGGCUGUCCGCCAGCGGAGAGGUCGACGCUGAGGUUGCUGAGGUCGCUGAGGUCACCGUGGCCACCGCAACACUGGCCGAGGAAGAGGUUUUGUCAGAUCACAAAGAUGAGGAUGAUGAUGAUGAUGAUGACAAUGAUGAUGACAAUGACGAAGAGGAGGAGAGAGUGAGCCCGGUGGCAUCGGCCACAAGCCCUGUGAACACAGCAGUGGCCGUAGAACAAGCAUCUUAAAUAUGUCCCUAGUCUUAGGGUUAACCCUCUACACUGCUUUCCCCACUAGGUUAGUCUAAAUACACUUUACUCACUCUGACAUGGGAAAAGAAUUUAUAUAAAGCAAUAAAUUAGCUGUCGUCAUGUCCCAUGGAUAUCCAGUAACAUUCACCUCUUCCUGCUUCAACCAUAAGCAACAAAUAACACUUCAACAACAGCAACAAGAAAAAAUCUCUUCUCUUUCUUUUGUACCAGAUACAACAGACUUGUUUGCCUCUGCCCAGUAAUGUUGAGGUGGGUUAUUCAGAAUGCUGUUGGAGUCUUCAUUGCCCAUCCCCCACCCUCAGGAAGGACUUGAAAAAAAAAGCACUCAUCAGAAACAAACAAAACAACAGGGACACAUCUCGGUCCCCUCUCUGAGAUUAGAAUCACUGAUCAAAGGGCUCCUGACUUUGAGAUCACACACAGAUAGAAUUGCAUUCCCUUUCCCCUUGAAAAUACAGAUGGUACAGUCCAUACAAAAGUACAACUACACAUAAAUGAAAGGUCUGCACUCACAGAAAGUGCUUGUAGAUAGAUGGGAUCUUUUUUUUUCUUCUUUUUUUUGCUACUGUGGGAGACAUGUUUACACCCUUACUAAGAGGAAAGCAAAGUUGCCAGAGGUCUCUACGGUAACCAGCCAUUCCGCCAACAAUGCACCAAUUACAGCUUCCUUAAUCAUGUGGGUGCACACCCACAAACCGUGAUGGUCUAUGGACAUAUUUACUAUUCUCCCAACACACACACACACACAGUUAUACAGUCAGAGUAUAAACCCUCAUAUUUACACACACAUUUAAGCACUUGCUGUACACAUGGACACAGUAGUUAAGAGGAGGUUAAAAUGGUGUUAAGCUGACAUUUUGCAGAGGUCUACACAUUUGCUGAGUAACUGAGUAAAAGGCCUCUGGACACAUUUUUGGAAUUUCAGUCAAGCCAUAAUGGAGAAUGUCCCAACUUGUCAGCAAGCUGCUCUCUGAGAAGAUUAUUUUUCCCAACUCUAUGCACCAUGUGAAGUCACAUCCUUAUGUGUCACCAGCAAUGACACAGUCCUCAGCGACACCUGUUUUCUUAGCACCGAUGUCUGAAUGAACUAUCUGGGCCCUCCGUGGACGGGUACACACACACACACACACACACACACACACACACACACACACACACACACACAGAAGACACUGGGAGAGAACCAAAGAGGAGCAUUCUUCUUCUUGACUGAUUGCUUGGCACCAGUCCAUGUUUCCACCCCGAGAGGGUGGUGGAGGAGGAGCAGGAGGAGCAGGAGGAGAAGGGGGCGAAGGCUGUCGAGGAUGGCGGGAUUGAUAGCAUAGUUUCCACCGAGAGGUUGGGUAUGGAAGCCCCUCUCGGCCCACAGGUGUGCUGCCCCUGGGCUGUUCUCCUGAAUGGCAAAUUAACCAGAGCGAGAGAGAGUGAGAUGAGGUGGAAAUGGAAGAGAAUUGUGUGUGUGUGUGGGGCGGGGUCACAGAUACGACUGGUGUACUGUGUGUAUGUGCAUGGAUAUAUGCAUUUGGCCGAUGUGCUGGAUAACUUGCAGCCAGACACUAAAAACACAAUGUUCGAUGUUAUUCAAAUUGUUCAUGCCAUCUUGACAUGUCUUUUGUGCAAUUCAUUCUCAUGAGACUUCAAAUUCAAGAUGUAUGCAUGUUGCCUUAGUUCUCCCCUUAAAAACUGUGAAAUCCCAAUUCAUAAAUCUUACCAGUAGACACAACGAGCCUUGAACCACAGAGGGAUCAGCUUCUUCCAGAGUUUGAAGAUCAACGAAGGACAGAGUAAAGUGUGGUGUUGAACUGAAAUUUCUAACGCUCAAUUUUACAUUGUCUGCAUAUUUUUUUUUUACAUAUUUUGUCAAAUACGCUAUGAAUGGCAUGAACUUAAUGCGGAUAUGGCUGUAGGCCAACACUGAAACUGUACAAUACUAUUGCCGUAUUCUAAACAUGACUGGAAUGAGGCUUUUGUGUCCAUGAUGAGGGGUGUGUUUCACCAUUGGGGGACAGGUUAAGGAGACAUUCAAUGGGAUUGUUUUUUUUUUGUUUUUGAAGAGGAGAGUGAAACAAAUAUGAGAAAUAUAUAUAUAUACCUUUAGGGGAGUUUGUGCCUAUUAGAAUAUAGUACAAAUUGAGUGGGUUUUGCAUUCUUGUUAUUGGACAUUUGUCACGAAUAAGUCUUUUUUUUUUCUGUAAAUGCUCUUGGCUGAAAUGUAAAAAGGGAUUAGGUAUGUCCUUUAUGUGUUCCAAAAGGGCAGGUAUAUGAAUUUGACCAGAGUAGACAUCACAUUACCCAUGGCUAUAUUAGAUACAAAAUGUUGAAAACGUUUCCAUUUGUAAGAAAUACUCUCAAUAUCCUUGGUAACAAUUCACAGAAAGUUUUGUAUUCACUGAUGCCAAAGCCUCCUUCUUUCUGGCAAAACAACUCAUAUUCACAUUAACUGUGAUAUGCUAUGUCAAUGUAUAGGAUUUAUGGUUAACCUGCUGGUCUUUUCUGAUAGCCAUAGCAGAAUUUAAAUAAAGAACUUGUAACAGCA
This is a messenger RNA of Clupea harengus (Atlantic herring), 4299 nucleotides long. It is a transcript of the gene cavin2a, whose product is annotated as caveolae associated protein 2a. NCBI's taxonomy places the organism in Eukaryota, Metazoa, Chordata, Actinopteri, Clupeiformes, Clupeidae. Gene Ontology annotation, cellular component: caveola; cytoplasm. Gene Ontology annotation, molecular function: protein kinase C binding. The record is from RefSeq and is a predicted model, not a curated record.